ACGACUCUACCCUUCCGCGUGGGUCCUCCCAUCCCAAUCGGAAUCCAAAUCCGUUCCGGUGCGGAUUCUGAACCUUCCGACGCCAUUUUUUUUUUUUGCUGUUGCUGAAUGGAGAAGAGAAUCCCGAAUGAAGGAUUUGUCUACAGAGUGAGCGUCCCCGACGAAUGGGAGGAGCUGCAGAGAACGGGCGCUACGCUGGGCGGAGAUAUCGAUCGAACAACUGGAUGCAUUCACUUCAGUGAUCUCGAUCAGGUGAAGAUGGUCUUGAACAACUUCUUUCGUGGCCAGGAGAACCUAUAUCUGCUCCAAAUCGAUGCCACUAAGCUUGGAGAGGGUUUAGUUUAUGAAGCUGUCAAGGAUACCUACUUUCCUCAUUUCUAUGGCCCUGACCGGAGCUUUCAGCCUUUGCCUUUAGAUGCCGUCUCCAAGGUAGAGAAGUUGCUAACACUGAAUGGUGAAUUCAGUUGCAGUCUACUGGAUUAAGCUCCAAGUUGUCCAUCUGGUAAACACUUUUGGGAGUCACGCCAAAACAAUUUAUUUAUACAAAAUGUCAUGGAAAGGAUUGAUUUCAGUUUUAUUAUUGUUUCCUUAAUCACACAUUAUAUUGUUUCUGAUCGCUACUUAAUUCCACAGUUACAAUAGACAGAAGCAAUAUUUGAUGCACAA
Molecule: messenger RNA, 666 nt
Organism: Zingiber officinale
Lineage: Eukaryota; Viridiplantae; Streptophyta; Magnoliopsida; Zingiberales; Zingiberaceae
Exons: 3
Coding region: 109-483 (124 amino acids)
Source: RefSeq, a predicted model, not a curated record